AAUAUUGAAUAUUUUGUGGAGAGUGGCUAGAGCUGCUGCACAGGGCUGCCGCACAUUGAAGAUUCGCCUAUCGAUUUUUCGAUCACACGUCCGCAUUCCGCAUUUCUAGUGUCUGAAAAAAUAGUUCGCUGCGCGACCAAAACACGUUUUUAGCCAGAUAUUUCACAAUAAAGUUGUUAUCUACUUCUGGAGCGUUGCGUUUAGCAUUUUCUCGCUGUAAUUGGCAUUGCAACAGUAUAGUUGGCAUCUGAAGUAUAUUGAAUUUCACAAGGCUUUCAAGGCUGAUUUCAUUGGAAUUACGUAAUCGGUGGAUGUUUGGUAUCUACUUGUAACGCACACACACACAUGUACGCACGUGCAUGGUGAAAACGACGCGUGUGGGAGUGAGAAGCGUUGCCAGAUAUUUUUGUGGCAAGAAACGAUAAAGGAAAAUGCCGCGAAUAGUACCAUUACAGCUUUUAAGGUGCCUUAGGGUGCUGUUGGACAACAAUGGCGGAAUUUUAAGUUCUCAGGAAGUCAAACGGAUAUCGGGAUUGAUGGCGAAGUAUUCAAAAAAGUUGGUUUCCAAAUGCGUUUACGUACAGAUUUUGAAGUCGACAAAGACCGAAUUGCUGGGCGAUUUCAUGGCCGUGGGCGGGUGGUCCCUCGUUUACACUUGGCUCAACGACGCCAUCAGAGCGAUGAACUGGCCUCUGGUGCAAGAGAUUCUGGAGCUGCUGCUCCUUUCCCCGGUGGAUGUGCAUCGCCUGAAGAUCAACUCUGCUCCUAUUUUGGUCAAAGGCCUAUGCAAGGAUGGUGGCAAUGAAGGUGUACGCAUUUUGGCCAAGCGGCUGGUCGAGCAGUGGCUAAAGAUCGUUACGGAGAAUGCCACCGGAGGGUCCCUAACGAUGGCUCAGCCCCAAACCACAUCUGCAAUGGCUUCGGCUCCUGGCGCAGCUUCUGUUCCGGACACCUCCAGUAGUGCAGUCUCCCUUCCCGACUCGGCGUCCUCCUCCGACAGCACAGACAGUACGGGAGCCCCGGUCACCUACACCAUCACUUCGGGGCAAAACAGCAGCAAAUCGAACAGCAUAACCAUCAAAUGGUCAUCUCUGGACAAACCGGAUGAGGAUUCUAACGCCAGCAGCGAGAGGGAUGGAAAGACGGACAGCUAUGAUGCAUCAGACGCAGCACAGAGUCCAAAGACUGGUGCUGGCCUGGGGAAGAAGUCGAAUUCCAAUUUAGAUGAUAGUAGUUCAGCGGCGGAUGCCAAGUCUGGGGAAGAGGUUGAUAAUAAGAAGAACAAGAGCGACAAGAGUAAACGGUCCGAGAAGGAGCGCGGGAAAGAUAAAAAGAAGGAGAGCUCCUCCAGCCACAGGUCUUCCUCUUCUAGCCAUAAGUCUUCUUCGUCAUCGUCGUCGUCCUCUUCCUCUUCGAAGAGCUCCUCUAAGAGCUCUUCCUCUUCAUCCUCCUCAUCCCAUCGCAGUUCCAGCGAUAAGUACAGAGACAAGGACAAGUCUCGCUCCGGUUCGAGCUCCAGUUCGAGCAAGGACAAGGAGCGCAGCAGUUCCUCCUCAAAUAGGCACAAAUCCUCCAAGUCCUCUUCAUCCUCGUCGUCGUCCUCCUCCUCUUCGUCUAUGUCGAGCUCCAGCUCCAAAGACCGCAAGGAUAAGUCGUCCUCAAGUUCUUUAUCGUCAUCCUCGAAGCAGGAAAAAGACAAGGACAAUAAGCUGAUGCCGCCACCAGCGGCGGCUCCAGCUUCUUCGACAAAAGAAAGCGAAGCUCAAAAGCCCAGAUCCAUACCUAUCAUGUCAAGAAAGGCCUCCAUUUCCAUUGAGAUCCGGAGAGAUACGGAGAAGAAUGCUUCGGUUAAGACCUACCAGUCUAAGUUCCGAUCGCAUGGCUUGACAGAAGAGGCGCCGCCUCCUCCGUCCAGAAAGGGUCUGAAAAAGCCCACUUCGGCAGCUCCCACGCCUUCGGCUUUGGUGGUGGUGCCAGCCGUGAAACGACCAUCGCCACCGCCGAGGGACUCGCCCACGGAGAAGAAGCCGAAGAUCGACAUCAACAACGUGGCCGGUCAUGUGGAGCGGCCCGGCGCCGCCAAGCUGAUAGCGCCCAAAAAGAUACAAACCCUGGUGGAAACCAAUCUCUUCUCGGACGCCCUUGCCGCUUCGAUCGAACCCAAGAAGGUGGUGAAGCGCAAGAGAACGACUGCAACUUCGCCCACAGACAAGGAUGCGCCACUGGCACCGCUCAAAUUCUACCAGGACACGUUGGACGAGUCCAAGGGCGAGGAGAAGUCCGAUGACAGUGCCAAGGAGAAUGACGACCUCCCAGGAUCCCCCAGCAAGGACACGGAUGCCGACGACGAUGAUAUUCCCCUGAAGCGGGUGAAGGAGGACAUCGAGCAGAAGGUGCAGAAGGAAAAAGCAGCGGCUGGAGGAGAGUCUGCAGAGGCUGACAGUGCCACAGCGGCGGUCGAAGAGACUCCCGAGGAGCCACGGAAACCCGGUCCAGGCUGCGGACCCGAUGGCCCGCCUGGAGUGCUCAUGCUGCACCGGCGCAAGGGCCCCAAGAAGAAGCUCACUUGGCAGCCAGAAGACAAACUGACACAGGUUCGCUACUUUGAAGUGGACCGCUCGGAGCGUGUAAACGUGACCAAGCAGAGCUUCCUCGAAAUGAAGAACAUGGAGCGGUUCAGCGAGCGCGAUGCACUGACUAUUGCGCGGCGCGGAUUCGACGACUCCAUGCAGCCCCAGAUGGAGUGGCGACCGCUCAUCGAGGUGGCCAACGUUCCGGAUCACCCCAACGGAAAUCUCUCCAAGCAGCGGCAGGUGCAGGCGGAGCGAGAGGCCACAACGCUGCGGGCCCUAUACUUUUCUUCUGAUAUGAUUCCCGAUAGCCCCGCAGAGGCGGAGCUGGAACCGCAUUUCGCCCAUGACAUUCCUGUGAUUCCUAUGGACGACCUCACCGGAAACCCCGAUGCCGUCAAUGACUACAGCUUGUUGCCAUGGCCGGAGCCCAAGGGAUAUGCUCCCAGUACUGAGAAUCCAGUAAACAAUCCCGGACCCAGCAUGGCGUUUAAUGAUAACAUAAACAUGAUGCCCGGCAUGGGUGCGGUGCCCAAUCAAAUGACCAAUCCCUUUGACCCCUUCAUGAUCCAUCGGCCUGCGCCGACGGGCAUUCCGGCUCCCAACAUGAUGCCCAACCAGGUGCCCAACGGACCACCCCAGAUCUGGCAGAAUCCAAUGGGGCCUGGAGGGCCAUCUGGCCCGCCAAUGAUGAACGGGCCCGGUCCGGGAAUGGACAUGAACAACAUGAACAUGAACAUGAAUAUGAAUAAUAUGAACAACAUGAACAUGAACAAUAUGAAUAAUAUGAACAUGCCGCCACAGAAUUUCAUGGGCAACCAGUUCGGCAGUCCCGUGCCGCCGUUUGGAGGCGGGCCACCUGGCUUCAACCAAGGAUUCCCGCCAAUGAUGAUGAACGGACCCAAUGGCCCAAUGGGACCUAAUGGUCCUGGACCGGGGCCGGGACCGGGACCCAUGAUGAACGGUGGGGGUCCCAGGAAUAAUAUCAAUAACAACCGAAACAAGAACAACGGCGGCGGAGGAAACUGGCGCAGCGGAGGAAACAAUUUUCAGGAGAACUCGGGGGGAAACUGGCGCUCAGCGGGAUCUGGCCCCAACCGAGGAGGCGGUGGCAACACGGGCGUCUGCAAGCAGUUCAUGCGCGGCCACUGCAACAUGGGCAAGAACUGCAAGUACGUGCAUCCGCAGAAGAAGCGCAUGUAGAAUUCGGCCGAAUCUUCUGCGGAAGAUUCAACUGUAUAGAUCUCAGACGAUCGCUCAAACCCCCAAAAUGCCUAGGAGCUGCGAUUCCCGUCCUGGGUACAGGAGUCCAGAUCCCGCCACAAGACUGUUGCUAGCUGUUAGCCGCGUUAGUUCGUAUGAAUGUAUAUAUGUAUCGGAUAAGUGUGUAGAUUCGGGCUUUUUCCACUGAGUUGUUAAGUUGCUUAGUCUAAGGUUACUAUAAUUUAGACUCUAUAUUCAGGACAAGAUUGCUUUGCUGUGUACUUAUAAAGGGUCCAUUCACUAUUCGCUAUUAUUGGUUAUUCAUAAAAUGAAUUUUACUAUGUGAGCUUGGAGAGACCGAAACUUAAAUGCCAUACCAAUUUUUUGUUGUUUAUAUUUUGAAAAUGAACUCGACGGUUUAUUGCAUUUGUUUUGUAUUCAUAGACUUAAGCGAAACAUUAAAAACCAAACAUUACACAAAUCUGCUAUAAUUUGAAAAGUAUCUAUUCAAAACUACAAAAUAUUUAACAAAGAACUGGUGCAUAUAUGUAUGAGGCCAUAUAUGUAUUUAUGUUCGAGGAGUCCUUUAGUGGGUCGCUCACUUAUUGAAUAUUAUUUUGGAUAUUGUGAACAAUUUACAUAUUCAUACAUAUAUGAGGCAUUCAAGUAUUCCCGAAAAGACCCGACAAAAGCGAAGCCUACCAAGUUAGGAAAUAUGUCAUUAUUGUAAAUAAAGAUUUUAAAAAGAUUUAGUUUAGUUUAUGUUAUUAAUUAUAUAAUAAACUAUUUUCUACUGCAAAUUAA
Messenger RNA from Drosophila ananassae, 4577 nucleotides. It is a transcript of the gene PNUTS, whose product is annotated as serine/threonine-protein phosphatase 1 regulatory subunit 10. NCBI's taxonomy places the organism in Eukaryota, Metazoa, Arthropoda, Insecta, Diptera, Drosophilidae. The transcript has 6 exons. The record is from RefSeq and is a predicted model, not a curated record. Bases 432 to 3773 code for a protein of 1113 amino acids. Gene Ontology annotation, molecular function: metal ion binding.